Messenger RNA from Suillus paluster, 1416 nucleotides. RefSeq names its product laccase. Lineage: Eukaryota; Fungi; Basidiomycota; Agaricomycetes; Boletales; Suillaceae. The record is from RefSeq and is a predicted model, not a curated record. Bases 1 to 1416 code for a protein of 471 amino acids. The transcript is spliced from 10 exons. Gene Ontology annotation, molecular function: oxidoreductase activity; copper ion binding.
AUGGCUUCGAACGCUCGUGAGUCUCUCGCCAGGGCACUCAAAGCUCACGCCCUGAUCUUUAACAGAGCAACUCUUGUUGAUGGCAUAUUCCCUGGACCCUUGAUUGCAGCCCAGAAGCACUGGCACGGUAUCUUCCAGAACGGGACGAAUUACGCCGAUGGGACUUCCUUCGUCACACAAUGCCCUAUUGCCCAGAACCACUCUUUUUUGCACUCUUUCUCCGCUCCGAACCAGGCGGGCACUUACUGGUAUCAUAGUCAUUAUUCCGUCCAGCAGGAAAGUAUUGCUCAAACCUUGCAAACACAGGGACCCCUGGUAAUCUAUGAUCCUCAUGACCCUUUGGCAUACAUGUACGACGUCGACGAUGCAAGUACCGUAAUCACACUUGCCGACUGGUAUCACGUUGUGGCCCCCGUCUUGCGCCACAUUAUAGGCAUCUCCACCAACAUUUCGCUCAUCAACGGACAGGGUCGAUAUGCUGGUGGACCCAUGUCUGAUCUUGCUGUUAUCAAUGUCGAGCAGGGAAAGCGAUAUCGUAUGCGUCUGGUUGCAAUGUCAUGCGACCCUAACUUCCAGUUCUCCGUCGAUGGCCACAACUUAACCAUCAUCGAAGCGGAUGGAGUGCUGACCGAACCUCUGGUAGCCGACAAGCCGGUAGAUAAUUACUGGAUACGCAGUCUUCCUAGUUCGAACCUGUCCUCAGAGGGAGGAAUUAACUCUGCUAUCCUGCGCUACAAAGGCGCUACAACAGCAGACCCGACCACCGUCAAUACGCCGUCCACGAACUCAUUGCAGGAGGCAAACUUGCAUGCUCUGAUCAAUCCCGGUGCUCCUGGUAUUCCGGAGUACGGGAAGGCAGACAUCAACCUCAACCUCGCGGUUACCAACGUCGGCGGGACAUUCUAUGUUAAUAAUGUCACAUACCAACCUCCCACAGUUCCUGUCCUUCUCCAAAUUCUCAGUGGAGCUCAAGAGCCGUCUCAGCUGCUUCGAAACGACAGUAUUAUCGUUCUAGAAGCUAACAAAGUGGUAGAGUUGACAUUGUCAACAACUGGGCUGGGUGGACCCCAUCCGAUACAUCUUCAUGGGAGCGCAGGCAAUACUAGUGCCUUCAAUUACGUGAACCCCGUUCGUCGUGACGUGGUAAGCGCUGGCAGCCUCGGACAACAAAUGGUGAUACGAUGGACGACCGACAACUCUGGCCCCUGGUUUUUGCAUUGCGGUUUUGCUGUGGUGAUGGCCGAAAGCCCCUCGGAUACCCGCGCACAUAUUAGUCCCGUGCCAGCUGAUUGGGAUCAGUUGUGUCCGAUCUUCGAUUCCCUAUCUCCUUCCCAGUUGGGGGGUGGGGGUUUCAAAUCUUAUGAAGAAGCAGCUAAUAUUACAACUCUCCUUUUCCCAACAUCGUCCAUCCAUUAA